This is a messenger RNA of Aspergillus calidoustus, 1425 nucleotides long. NCBI's taxonomy places the organism in Eukaryota, Fungi, Ascomycota, Eurotiomycetes, Eurotiales, Aspergillaceae. The record is from the annotation of a GenBank genome assembly.
AUGCCUAUCGAAGCUGCUCCCGGGACCGUGGGCAACCUUACCCCAGAACAAGAGGUGAAGCUCCAAGAGUUCUGGAUCCUCUUGUUCAAAGUGUUCGGUAUUCAAUUAGAAGGCAUUGAAGAAAGCGAACAGCGGCCUCCAAGCCCUGUUCAAGAAAAGAAGGCGGCGCCCAAACGACGGUUCGGAUUCUGGGGAGGAGGCUCCCAAGAGAAGGAGGAGCCCGCCACCGCCGACAGUGCCGCAACUGGAAUUGCGGGCCUCACCAUCACCGAUGGAGACGACAAGUUUGGGACGUCAAAAGAGUUUCAGAAGGCGCUGGCUGAGAUGAAACCCGAAGAUAUCCGGAUCGCGUUCUGGAGCAUGGUUAAGCAGGACAACCCUGACAGUUUGCUCUUGCGCUUCCUGCGUGCUCGGAAGUGGGAUACGAAGAAAGCUCUCAUGAUGUUGAUUGCAACCAUCCGUUGGAGAUUGCUUGAGGCGAAAGUGGACGAUGAUAUCAUGAUCCACGGUGAGCAUCUUGCUCUGGAGCAAAUUGAAAACGGUACUCCGGCCGAGAAAACAAAAGCGGAGGAAUUUCUGAAACAAUUCCGCUUGGGCAAGAGUUUCCUUCACGGUGUCGACAAAUCAGGCCGCCCUAUUUGCGUCGUUCGAGUCCGUCUGCACCGCGCUGGCGAUCAGAGUACCGACGCUUUGGACCGAUUUACGAUUUUCACGAUUGAGUCUGCCCGGAUGAUGUUGGCACCUCCCGUUGAAACAGCUUGCAUCAUCUUCGACAUGACCGAUUUUACACUUGCAAACAUGGACUAUCACCCUGUGAAGUUCAUGAUCAAGUGCUUUGAGGCUAAUUACCCCGAGUCUCUCGGAGUUGUGCUUAUUCACAAGGCUCCCUGGAUCUUCUCUAGCAUCUGGAGUAUAAUCAAGGGAUGGCUCGACCCUGUCGUUGCUGCGAAGAUUCAGUUCACAAAGAACCGCCAAGAUCUGGAGCAAUUCAUCCCAAAAGAGCGCCUUAUCAAAGAACUUGAAGGCGACGAGGACUGGGAGUACAAGUACGCCGAGGUCAAGCCUGGCGAGAACGAGAAGAUGAAGGAUACCGCAAAGCGGGACGAACUAGUCGCCCAGCGACAGACACUCGCUAAGGAAGUCCAAGAUUCUACCAUCGCCUGGAUCACUGCCGCCAAGAAGAGAGAUGAGGCAGCAACCAAGGAUGCUGCCAAUAAGAGAAAGGAUCUUAUUGAGCGUCUGCGCGUCCAGUACUGGCAAAUGGACCCGUAUGUCCGCUGCACCAACCUUUACGACAGAUGGAACAUCGUCCAGGGCGGCGGCAAGGUUAACUUCUACCCACCCGAAGCUGGGUCAACGAAGGAAAAUGAGAAAGUCGGGGCGAACGAGACACCCGCUGAUGGCGCGACUGAGGUGAAGGCCUAG